ACCUGAAGGUUUAUUGUUGACCUUGAAAACGGGUGUGCGGUUACACUUCCUGCUCCUGACCAGCAGGAAGCGGUGACGAGGCUUCGAGUCCUUUGACCCACUUUCUAUUAAUGACGACGAAGCUGCCGUGAUGACGUUCAACCAGAACAGCACUUCCUGGUUACGAUGAAGCUAAGCUAACAGCUAGCUCGGCUUGUUGUUGUUCCUCCUCCGCGCAGCGGGGCUCCGCCUCAGUGUCUCUCCGGCGGCUUCAGUCACUGACAGACGGACGCUAGGCUCGGACUUCCACCGUUAAUGCCCCGGGAUGUCUUUCCUGGAGAAGCCUGCCCCCGGCAAGCUGCUGCUGGACGACACCGUGCCCCUGACCGCGGUGAUCGAAGCCAGCCAGAACCUGCAGUCCCACACGGAGUACAUCAUCCGAGUCCAGAGGGGCGUGUCUUCAGACAACAGCUGGCAGGUGAUUCGACGCUACAGUGACUUCGAUGUUCUCCACAGCAGCUUGAUGGUGUGUGGGAUCAGUCUCCCUCUUCCUCCUAAGAAGCUGCUUGGAAACAUGGACAGGGAGUUCAUAGCAGAGAGACAGAGAGGACUGCAAACCUACCUGGACUCCAUCACUCAGCAUCCACUGCUCUGCAGCUCCCUGACCAUCAAGAAGUUCCUGGACCCCAACAACUACUGUGCCAACUACACAGAGAUCGCCCUGCAGCAGGUCUCCAUGUUCUUCAGAUCGGACCUGAAGUGGGAGGUUCUGGAGCCUCUCAAAGACGUUGGCUGGAGGAUUAGGAAGAAAUAUUUUUUAAUCAAAAACAAAGAGCAGCCCAAAGAGAGGUAUCUGCUGAGCUGGGUCGACAUCGGUCCUGAUAAGUUCCUGUCGGACAAAGACCUUCAGUCAGCAAUGAAGCUGCUCACCAGCCUCUCUGCGCCAUAUCUCUGUCCGCUGUUGUUCUCCAGCACCAGUGAGUCUUCAGCUCUGCUCAUCCGGCCGUUCAGUGAGCGAGGCUCUCUGAGAGACCACAUCUGUAAGGUGAAGCCCAGAGAGAGUUACCUGAAGAAGUACUGUAACCCGAAGAAGAGCCAGGGCCUCGAACUGCCGCAGAUCAAACUGUACGGCCGUCAGAUCCUGGAGGGUCUGAAGCUCCUCCACGAUGGUGGCAUAUUUUAUGGUCACCUACAAGUGUCUAACGUCAUCGUGGAGGACGGCGUGUGUCGACUGAUGGACGUGGAGAACGGCAUGCUGGGAGUUCCCUCAACACUACGACCCAGCUUCACCCCGCUCAGGAAGAUCAACACCAUAGAGAGCAUCGACGUCUUCUGCUUCGGUCACUUACUGUACGAGAUGACGUACGGCCGCCCGCCAGACGGCGUUCCCGUUGAUCAGUACCCCUCUGUUCCCUACACAGCUGUGGUGUCAGUGCUGCAGUCCAUUCUGUCCUCAGAAGCCUGUAAGAGCGGGAUGCCAACAGUGUCGCAGCUCGUCCAGACACCGUUGUUCAGUGAUGUCCAGCUCCAACAGUCAGAAAAACUCCAGAUCAAGGUUCCCAGCAGGCUGAAGGAGGCCCUGAAGACGGCCAAGGAGAGCCUGGAGAAGCGGCUGCAGGAGGAGCAGAGAGUGAUGCACCAGCACAGGAGGUUGACCAGAGCUCAGUCUCACCACAGCUCCGAGGAAGAGAAGAAGAGGAGGAAGAUUCUGGCAAGGAAGAAGUCCAGACAGUCGGCUUAUGAAAAUGAAGAAGACGUCUCUGUCAGAAACAACAAUAACUCUGGUUCUGGAGCCAGUUCCCCUCCCACAUGCCCCUCCUCCCCCACCCCCCCAUCCACCACAGGAGCCCAGACUGCUCCUCCUCCUCCUCCACCUCCUCCUCCCCCUCCUCCUCCUAUGCCGGACUCUUCCUCCUGUCCUCCUCCUCCUCCUCUGUCUUCCUCUGAUGGCGCAGGGGGAGGUCGUUCUGCCCUGCUGAGCUCCAUCCAGGCCUUCAGCAAGGGCAAACUGAAGAAGGCUGAGACCACCGGCCGCAGCAAACCUGUCACCUGACCCAGCCCCCCCCCCGCCGCUGCAACCCGUCCUCCACCUGCAAACCAUCAUCACAGCGACAUGCCGACCCACUGGUUCUGCAUCGUGGUCUGGUUCAUGUCGCUGCUCCCAGAGAUGUGAAAACCAAUCAAAGUACCAUUUUUUGUUUUUAUCUCUAUUCCUGCUUUUACCUGCUUUUAAUUUUUUUUAAAUCCAUUGCUGUGGUUAGAGAGAACAGAGGACUGUCGGAGGAAGAAACUGUCGCCUCAGUCUUCGCUUUCAAAGAACUCGAGACAAUCCUUGGCCCCUGAGGGUCUGAGCCACCAGGCUCCAGAUAACAAGAUGGUAAACUCAAACUGAGUCUGGAGAGCUGCUGAAUGCUUGGAGUUGGAAAUUCUGGAGCCUCUGUGGAUGCCUGAUCCCACUGGGUGACAAACUUCAAUAUCCUGGAUCCAAAAACUAUGUGCUCUGACGUUGUCAUGGCACUGCACAGUCCUGAUCCUGGAGCAGUGUAGAGAAACUGGCCCUAACUCCUGCUUCCCCUCUUUUGAAAUCAUCUGGGACUCAUCUUUGACGUGUAGCAUCCAGACUCUGCUGCUCGCUCGCUGCAGGACAUCAGAUGAAAUGAAGAACGCCUCCGGGAAUAUUAGGAGCUGCACUGCAAAAAAAAUAAAGAAAUCACCUUCAUUAACUCAUUUCUGUUUGUAAUUAAGUUCCAAAAUCUUUGUAAGAGAGGUCCCUGCAUUAGAGACAAGAAAUAUUAACCUUUAUAUUGAUAUUAGAACAUUUAUUUGCUUCGGAAACAAGUUCAAAAAUCAUACAGAACUUGGAGAUUUAUUUGAUACUUGAUUGUAGGAGAAUGAGAUUUAACAAGAAGAACAAGAGUCACAUGACAGACAGAAAUGACUUCAUAUAAAGGGGAGUGUGUUUGAAACAAUCACACCUGCUGUGGACUUUGUUUGGUCUGAACAUUAUUUGACUGAGCAGUGUUCUGCACCGUCAGUUCAGGAUCGUGUGAGUUCUUCAGCCCAGACUCCACUUUGUGUUGAUCCGCUCAGUGAGCAUGAAGCAACCUGAUUGGUCGGAUGUAGAUUUGUUCUGAACAACGUAAUCACUCUUUUAGACCAAAUGUGCACAAAAAGUGUCGCACAAAACAAAGAGCAGCAAAAAAAACUGAUAAUCGUGAUGCUGCCAAUUACAGUAAAAGCGUUUCCAACCACCUUCACUGUGCACUUUCAGUUUGCUAGAAAACCUGAGUGAAAAUUAGACAAAGGUUUAUUUAUCAAUAAAAAUAAAAUGAAGGUGCGAUGGAAAAAGACUCGUCAAUUUAAACCUGAGGAGCAUGUGAAUUGCACCAAAGUUUAGUUUGGACAGUGCAGAAGUUCAGACAUCAGAGAUUUGAGAGCUGUCGGUUGAAGCACAACUUUUCCUAAUGCGACUUCUUCAGCUUUCAGCCGCCUGGAAAGAAGGAAAUCAGUUGCCUUUGUGAUCAGAGAAGUUUAAGUUGCUUAAGUCAAACCUGCAGACACAGAAAUACAAGUUGUUUUGUUUGGGAAACACCGUCCACUAACUCUGGUGUCUUUAACAUUUACCCUCCACAGAACUCAGUUUACUUUCAUUUGAGGAUUUGAUUUCAGACCCUUGUUGUGGGGAUUCCUGAUAUUUUUGUUUUACUUCUGUUGUGUUUUAUUGUUUGUUGUCGUCACAGCUGAGAUUAUUUUUGUUUUAUUGUGCCAUAUGGAUCCUUGUGCCUGUUUAAAUCUGUUUUUUGUAAAAGUAUUGCAUGUCACAGUAUAAUAUGAUUUGACAUCAGAUCAUCUGUAUGUGUGAAGCUCUGUCUGGUGAGGAUAUAAACACUUUAACACACAGGAUGUCUCCAUGUUUAAACAGAUUAUUACCACUGAUUAUUAUUUUCAUUUAGUCUAUUAAACGUCAGAAAAAAGGAAAGAUCCGUUUUUAUAGCUUCUAGCUAUAGCCUCAUGCUUACCUGACAAAUAUGAGAGCAAAAAUAUAUCUCACUAAUUCUCAAAUUCUCAAAUUUCACUCUGCUCAUUCUGUGUGCUAAAGUGUUUGUCCUGAGCUCAGGUGACUCCUGCAGCCUGAAGACUCUGAUCACUAACUUUAAGCACUCGGAGCGUUUUGAAUGAGCGCUCUGUGCUGAAAUCAUUUUGUUUUUGCUAUUCUGUGCAAUCCGGUCCAAUGCGAUGGUCUUCACGUCUUGAAAGGUCAUUAAAUUGUGUCAGAAUGUUUCUCUGCAGCACUUUACCCGUGAGAGGUGGGAGACAAGUCCAGAGGUGUGUUUGUGUUCAUGAGAACAACUUGCAGGAUGAACUCAGUCCCAGAGCUGGUUCACAAGCAAGUUGUUAUUAAAACCACUGCAGUGUCCAGGUUAUUGACAACUGUCACACAAUGUUAUCAAGUUCUUUCCCAAUGUCUUAAAAUAUCUCCUCUACAUCUAUUGCAGCUGUACAAUGAACGUGUUCAUCCAUACUGAAGUUAGAACUCCAGUAAGCCUGCUGUGAUGAACUUAUAACUGCAUCUACCAAAUGAACAUUGAUUAAAAAGCGGUUCAGGAAAA
Messenger RNA from Hippoglossus stenolepis (Pacific halibut), 4589 nucleotides. It is a transcript of the gene pxk, whose product is annotated as PX domain containing serine/threonine kinase. Gene Ontology annotation, molecular function: protein kinase activity; phosphatidylinositol binding; ATP binding. The record is from RefSeq and is a predicted model, not a curated record. Lineage: Eukaryota; Metazoa; Chordata; Actinopteri; Pleuronectiformes; Pleuronectidae. Gene Ontology annotation, cellular component: early endosome; late endosome; extrinsic component of endosome membrane. The transcript is spliced from 18 exons. The coding region runs from base 305 to 2032 and encodes 575 amino acids. Gene Ontology annotation, biological process: protein phosphorylation; endosome to lysosome transport; protein targeting to lysosome.